This is a messenger RNA of Phialemonium atrogriseum, 2266 nucleotides long. RefSeq names its product flavin-containing amine oxidoreductase-domain containing protein. NCBI's taxonomy places the organism in Eukaryota, Fungi, Ascomycota, Sordariomycetes, Cephalothecales, Cephalothecaceae. The transcript has 8 exons. The record is from RefSeq and is a predicted model, not a curated record. Gene Ontology annotation, molecular function: L-amino-acid oxidase activity. Gene Ontology annotation, biological process: amino acid catabolic process. Bases 97 to 2136 code for a protein of 679 amino acids.
GCCAUAAAUAUCUUCAGGCCCCAGCUGUUGUACACUGAACGCUCGCCUGUCAACACACUUGGCUACCUGAACUUGCUGCCUCUUGACGCCACAAACAUGAAGUCGCUCAUCACCGCCCUCGCCCUGAGCCAAGCAGCAUGGGCUGCGCCAUCUCUUCCCAUUCGGCUGGAGACGAGGACAUCCCUGAGCUCGCGUCUUGCCAACGUCCACCUCUUGUUCGAUGAGCCAGUUGAUGGUCUAAUCAGGUUCACAUACGGCUCUUGCUCUUCGAUUGGUGAGCAUGAUGCCCACCACAUGGUCAGCCAAGGUUUCUCGUCCCAUGACAGACUCGUCUGGAUCAUACCUGAGGAAGUCACCUCUGGCGGCUGCAUUUCAGCAUGGGGUUCUUCUGGCACUCUCCUGGGCCGUAGCGAGAAGCAGCAAUUCGACAUACAGAACCGUCGACGCAGCCUCUCAAAGCGCGGACCCUACAGCAUCACGAUGACGAACGAGACUGGAAUUGACCCCUGGGGGCCAUGGUUUGACGGUGUUGAGCUACUGAAGAGCAAGAAUAUGAGCGCCGUCGAUGUGUCGAAAGCGAAGAGCAAGGAUGUUGCCAUCGUCGGCGCCGGCAUGUCCGGUCUCAUGACCUACUUAUGCCUGACACAGGCCGGUCUGACCCACGUGAAGAUCAUUGAGGCGGGUGAGAGAUUAGGCGGCCGCGUACACACCGAGUAUCUGUCCGGCGGUCCGUUCGACUACAGCUAUCAGGAGAUGGGACCCAUGCGGUUCCCCAGCACCUACACCCUGGACAACGCCACAUACAACAUAACGGAUCACCAACUUGUUUUUCAGCUUGCCGAGGAGAUGAACAAGCUAAACGGCCAUGAUAAAAACUUGUCGGUGGACUUCAUCCCCUGGUACCAGUCGAGCAGCAACGGAUUGCACUACUACAACGGCAUCCGUCUCCCCAACGGCAUGCCCCCGACAACGGCUCAGGUGGAAGCGAACACGUCGCUGGAGACCCCAUCCAUCUUGGACAAGUCAACCCAACAUCUAGAGACAGCGAUCGAGCGUGCUCUGCCAGGGGCCGAAUUCUACGUUGCGAUGGCGAAGAACAUGUUCAAGGCCCACCGCGAGUUUUUGGAUGGCGGUCUGGAUGGCCUCCCCGGCGAUCAGUGGAGCGAGUUUGCCUACAUGGUGAACUACCUAAAGGCUAAUCUGAAUGACACGGAUAAUGUCAGUGGUGGGUCGAGUGCGGUUUCUUUUUGGGACGAGUUGUACGACGGUCUCUAUUUCAGUGCCACUACCUGGAAGACUAUCGACGGCGGACUCAACCGGCUUCCCCUUUCAUUCCACCCGCUUGUCGACAGGGUCACCACCAUGAACCGUACCGUCGAACGAGUGCAGUACUCGCCCUCGUCCUGCAAAAAGAAGGUAACUCUGCAGUCGCGCAACAGCUAUAGCGAGACGCUUCAAAAUAGCACUCACGACUACGCGGUGCUAGCGGUGCCGUUCUCCAUCUUGAAAAAGUGGCGCAUCGAUGGUCUUCCCAUCACGAUGCAAAAUGCCAUUAAUAAUGUCCCGUAUACGGCCGCCUGUAAGGUUGCACUCGAGUUCAAGACCCGUUUCUGGGAGCACUUCGAGAACCCCAUUUACGGAUCUUGCUCCACAAGCACAGACAUUCCCGGUAUCGGCAGCAUCUGCUACCCAUCGUACAACAUCAACGGCACCGGUCCGGCCACAAUGAUCGGAUCUUACAUAUCCGGGAGUCAGUGGGGCGCGCGUUGGGUUGCGACGCCGGAGCAGGAGCACGUCGAAUACGUCCUCAACGCCAUGAUCGAGAUCCAUGGCGACGUCGCUCGCGAGCAGUACACUGGCAAGUAUAACCGACGAUGCUGGAUGCUCGACCCCCUCGAGUCUGCUAGCUGGGCUUCUCCCCUGGUCGGACAGCACCAGCUCUACUUGCCGGAGUACUUCAAGACUCACAACAACAUGAUAUUUGUUGGUGAGCACACAAGCUAUACCCACGCUUGGAUCUCGUCCGCUCUAGAGUCUGGCAUUCGUGGUAGCGUUCAGCUACUGCUCGAGCUCGGCUUGGUCGACGAGGCUAAGGCAACGGUGGAAAAGUGGAUGGCGCGGUGGAUAGAAGUGUAAAUACCGGAUGCUUACUCUGAUUCAAACUGUUAGAUGAGCAGGGCAAUCUAGCGCUGUUUGCCUUAAGGAGCUUGAAGAGAAUAGACGUAAUAUAAGUAGCAAUGAAGAAUAAUUAGACGAGUGACUCCUG